GACUGGAUUGGAGUGUGUGGUGUAUGUGGCGAAUGCCAAGUGACUUGCGAGUUAGUGUACUUUAAGCAAAUAAUGAGUUUAGACAAAAAUACGGCUGUUUCUGUUGAUCCACAGCUUCAGCAUUUUAUUGAAGUUGAAACUCAAAAGCAGCGGUUUCAGUUUCUUGUCCACGGUUUGACAGACACAUGUUGGGAGCUGUGUGUUGAUAAACCAUCCUCAAGGCUGGAUAAUCGCACUGAGAAUUGCCUAAAUAACUGUGUUGAACGAUUCAUUGACACAACCAACUUUAUUGUUAAUAGGUUGGAGAAAACACAGCAGUUUGCAGCAGUAUCAUCAGAUUUGUCGUUUGAAUAAACUGAACAAUCAACCUGG
Molecule: messenger RNA, 372 nt
Organism: Cryptotermes secundus
Lineage: Eukaryota; Metazoa; Arthropoda; Insecta; Blattodea; Kalotermitidae
Product: mitochondrial import inner membrane translocase subunit Tim8 A
Exons: 2
Coding region: 73-354 (93 amino acids)
Source: RefSeq, a predicted model, not a curated record